GCUGACGCUGGGUAAACCCCUGGGAGAAGGUUGCUUUGGGCAAGUUGUCAUGGCCGAAGCGGUGGGGAUUGACAAAGACAGGCUAAAAGAAGCAGUGACUGUGGCAGUGAAGAUGUUGAAAGAUGAUGCUACAGAAAAAGAUCUGUCUGACCUGGUGUCAGAGAUGGAGAUGAUGAAGAUGAUUGGAAAGCAUAAAAAUAUCAUCAAUCUCCUUGGAGCCUGUACCCAGGAUGGUCCAUUGUACGUGAUAGUAGAAUAUGCUUCCAAAGGAAACCUGCGUGAGUACCUGCGAGCACGCCGGCCCCCGGGGAUGGAGUAUUCGUUUGAUAUUAACAGGGUACCAGAAGAGCAGAUGACAUUCAAGGACUUAGUGUCAUGCACAUACCAGUUGGCGAGAGGCAUGGAGUACCUGGCUUCACAAAAAUGUAUCCAUCGAGACUUGGCUGCCAGAAAUGUUUUGGUAACUGAAAAUAACGUCAUGAAAAUAGCAGACUUUGGUUUAGCCAGAGACAUCAACAACAUAGAUUAUUAUAAAAAGACUACUAAUGGACGGCUUCCAGUAAAGUGGAUGGCUCCAGAAGCUCUGUUUGACAGAGUUUACACGCAUCAAAGUGAUGUUUGGUCAUUUGGUGUGUUAAUGUGGGAGAUCUUCACGCUAGGAGGAUCGCCCUACCCAGGAAUCCCAGUGGAGGAACUUUUUAAGCUGCUUAAAGAAGGGCACCGAAUGGAUAAACCUGCCAACUGCACCAAUGAACUCUAUAUGAUGAUGAGAGAUUGCUGGCAUGCUGUGCCUUCACAGAGACCGACUUUUAAACAGUUGGUAGAAGACUUGGAUCGGAUUCUCACUCUCACAACUAAUGAG
Pelecanus crispus (Dalmatian pelican) is the source of this 862-nucleotide messenger RNA. The record is from RefSeq and is a predicted model, not a curated record. Lineage: Eukaryota; Metazoa; Chordata; Aves; Pelecaniformes; Pelecanidae.